Cicer arietinum (chickpea) is the source of this 1374-nucleotide messenger RNA. RefSeq lists its product as uncharacterized. Lineage: Eukaryota; Viridiplantae; Streptophyta; Magnoliopsida; Fabales; Fabaceae. The record is from RefSeq and is a predicted model, not a curated record.
UCGACUUAGUUCUAUAGAAGCGUAAACAACACUUGAUUAAUCUUUACCUCAUUGGAAGCUAAAGCAAAAUUACAUUAAUACGAUACAAUCAUACAAUACGAGAAUUAAACCUUGUUUUGUUUCAAUCACAUAAAAAAGAAACUUGUUUUGUGUUGUGAUUUUGUGACUCUUUUUUGCUUUGAAAGUUACUACGUUGAAGAAGAACAAUGGCGGGAAUAGCAAUACUUGCAGAUCUAUGGAGGAAAAACCAUAAUUCUGCAUCACAUGCUUUUCAUUCUUCCUCAUCUUUUUCUGCUUCUUCUGCAGCUGCUGCAGUUGCUUCUUUUGCUGCAGGGACCACUUUUGCUUCAAGGGCUUUUUUUGGGUCACCAGUUGCAUAUAGUGAUGCUGGCGCAGUAUUAUCCGAUGAUUAUAUUUCUAAUAUACAAAGUUCUGCUGAGAGGAUUUUCAAUUAUGAUCCUAAAAAAUUUAGUACGAAACAGUACAAUGUCCAACUGAAACCUCUAUUCUCUGCUUUCGAAUUGAGGUCACUUGCAAUGACUUCAAUAAGGUCAUUCCUGAUGUUCUAUUUGCCUCUUUUGGAGCCCCGUGCGGAAAUGGAAGACGACGAUGAUUUUCUCGAGGAGAAUCACGAAAACAAAGUUGACCUGGUUGUUCCCUUCAAAAAGUCUGUCAAGCAAAUCAUACGCGAGACAAGUGUUGUGACCACUAGAAGGAUUUUAGAAAGAAUUGCUGUCCAUUAUGUUUCGCAGCGAAUGGCGUGCAAAAUUCUUAAAGAUGUUCCAAGAUCAGCUACUCGGAAGGCUGCAAGGAAAAUGCCUACGUUCGUUUACUUCACCAGCGUGAGCAGAACAACAUUCAGAGGACACAUGCUAGGAGUUGCAGCAUCAUGGUUUGUCCAAGUAGGCAUUGAAUUGUAUCGAUUCUUUUCGUCCAUGUUCAAGUCCAAGGACGAGGAUAGCGACGUAGAUACAACCGAGCAAGCUCGACUUCUUGGACAGAAGAUCACCCUUACUUCAAUAAGGUGUAGUUCAUCUUUAAUUUUUGCCUCCAUAGGCGCAGGCAUCGGUGCUACCCUUUUCCGUCCUUCACUCGGCCAAUGGAUUGGAUGUGCUGCUGGUGAUUUGGCUGGUCCAAUCAUUGUUGCAUUUUGUGCAGACAAAGUAUUUCAAGUGAAACUUUAGUGCUAGUUAUUUUGCUGACUUAUUAUUUUUACCAGCCUCAAAUGGUGUGUCUUCAAAAUUUUGCUGGUUUUUAUAUGUCGCUAACAGCUUAAAUUUGGUUUACUUUUGAGCUGAAAGAAUUGUAACAUUCUUCUUAUUAUGGUGAAUUUGUUACUUUUUCAAUUAAUAUUCCUAAUGAUUUAGUCUCUAA